This is a messenger RNA of Phanerochaete carnosa HHB-10118-sp, 912 nucleotides long. RefSeq lists its product as uncharacterized. The record is from RefSeq and is a predicted model, not a curated record. The coding region runs from base 34 to 762 and encodes 242 amino acids. NCBI's taxonomy places the organism in Eukaryota, Fungi, Basidiomycota, Agaricomycetes, Polyporales, Phanerochaetaceae. The transcript is spliced from 16 exons.
GCCAAAAAGAUCCUGUCGUCCUAUUUUGUAGCCAUGCAGUUCAUCAGUGUAUUCGGUGUCUGUUGGAUGUACUUGCGACAUGAUGUGCAGCCUCUGAUGCUCGAUACCCCCGCUUCAGCUGGAACCGGUAUUCCCCACGGCGCAUUUGCCACGGUCACAUUCUCCACGCUCUGGACAACUAUCACUGCCGGGUGUUCUCAAGUCUUGAUGGUCGCCGAGUACCAUAACGCUUGCACGGAAUUCAGUCGAAGCAGUACCAGGAUGGUAUGCUGCCUAAUUGCACUGGCUGCUCUCCCGUUCGGCUGUAUUUUAGGUUCACAAGUUGCAAUCUCCUAUAAUUGGUGGCCUGAGCACACAGCCGUACAGGAAAUUAACUUGAUGAUGCUGGGAGAUUCAUUUUUCAUCGCGUUUGACUUGCUUUUGACUGCGGCAUUCUGGCGCCUUCGCCGGGACGUUGCCCCGGAUAAGGAACCCCGGCUUUCCAGGUUACUUCACAUAGCAUUCAUCACGUACAACGCAUCCCAGCUUUUCCUGAACCUGAGAUUUGCUUGCACUCUCCUGGGUGUGUCCUACAACGGAUGGCUCGGCUGUACCAUCGGACUUGGCGGUUUCUUGACGAGCGGGAAUUUACACGUUAUCUCACUGUUCAUCAUGUUCCAUGUGCUCGAAGACUCUCAGGUUACAGCUGGUGCCACAGAUCGCGCUCACGAGAACAACUCAAUUGCAGCAAUGAAAGACGCAGUAAUGUUGGUAGAUGUCUAGGCUGCCGGGCCUUCGCUCGCAUCCACGGUCUGUGCGGAAACGUUGCUUGUAAUGAUAUUGGGCCCAAUGUACUGCUCGUCGUACUAUUCUUCCCUGGAAUCACCAUGUACGGACGGUCGACUCGGCAUGUGCUAUCGAACAGUUUACUAU